This is a messenger RNA of Melanaphis sacchari, 1301 nucleotides long. RefSeq names its product acyl-protein thioesterase 1-like. Lineage: Eukaryota; Metazoa; Arthropoda; Insecta; Hemiptera; Aphididae. The record is from RefSeq and is a predicted model, not a curated record. The transcript has 6 exons. Gene Ontology annotation, biological process: protein depalmitoylation. Gene Ontology annotation, cellular component: cytoplasm. Bases 241 to 1050 code for a protein of 269 amino acids. Gene Ontology annotation, molecular function: palmitoyl-(protein) hydrolase activity; carboxylic ester hydrolase activity.
UAAUGUAUUAUUGCCUAUCGGGGACCACAACGCUGAGCAAUAGCAUAAAUCGUGAUAAAUGUUAUAAAUAUGAACAGGAUAAAUGAUCUGAACGUGUUGAUCAAAGAAAAAUUCGAACGUAGAUAGUGUUAUUGGAUCCGUUACCGAAAAUAUAAUACCGUCGACAUAAUAUUAUAAUUUAUUCAAAUGCGUGGUAACAUUUUGUGUUUUAAAUUUCGUAUCGGUUAGGUUUAGUGUUCCAUGAAAUUUGUCGACAUUUCUAUGGAUUUACAUAACCACAAAAGUUCGGCAGUUCAAAAACUGGCAUUAACCCAAAUUGGAUUGAUUUUUUCGUUGUUUUUCGUGAUUAAUUCCUCUAACAAUACUUUCGCAUAUUCCGUCGCGAACAUGUCUAUCAAUCCCGUGGUAAUAUCUUCGUCCGUUAAACAAACGGCCACUGUAAUAUUUUUUCAUGGUCUUGGAGAUUCUGGAAAUGGCUGGGCCGAAGCCAUGACACAAAUAAGACAACCUUAUAUGAAAGUAAUAUGUCCAUCUGCGAGCCCGAUGCCAGUAUCUCUAAACCAAGGUUUUCGCAUGCCUUCUUGGUUUGAUAUGUUUACAUUAGAUGAAUCAGGUCCAGAAGAUGAAUGUGGAAUCAAAGAAGCUGCAAAAUUAGUGCAUUCACUUAUUGAUCGUGAGAUCGAAACUUCCAACAUACCAUCAUCUCGUAUUGCCCUCGGCGGAUUUUCACAAGGUGGAGCUCUUGCUUUGUAUUCAGCUUUUACUUAUAACAAACCAUUAGCUGGAGUUAUGGCUCUUUCAUGUUGGAUACCAUUGCAUAAAACUUUUCCAGCAGCUGCUAUAAGUAACAAAGAUAUGCCAAUUCUUCAGUGUCAUGGAGAUUGUGAUCCAAUUUUACCACUAAAAUGGGGUCAACUUACAGCAUCCAUUCUUAAGUCUUUUGCUAAACGUACUGAACUGAAAACAUAUCAAGGAUUGAUGCAUAGUUCAUCUGAUGCGGAAUUAAAAGAUCUUAAGAAGUUCCUGGAAACGGUCCUCCCUCCAGUGUGAUUCACCUAUCAUUUUAAUAUAAAUUUAAUAAUUUUUACUGUUGACAUCUUAAGUAUAGAUUGAAUAUAUAUAUUUAUUUAUGGGUAUAUAUACCUAUAUACUUUUUUGUAGUGUAUCUAAUUGAAUUUCUUAGAAUGGAUUUUUACUUUUAUUGCUAUAUUUAGUGUAAAUAACAUUAUUGUUGUUACUUCUUAUUGACAUCUUUAUAGUUCGUAUACAACCGGUAUAAAAUAUAAUUAUUAGUUAAGUUA